AUGGAUUUCCUCAAGUCCGCCGUCGCAUCGGCGAUUGCCAAAGGCAGUUCAUUUCCCUAUUCGCUCGGCGACCGUGUCGACAUCUCCGAUUCGAUCUGGACCCUUCACAACGCCACCAAACGGGAAGAUGGCUCCGCCUGCAGUAUAUUCACCUUCGACAUUGCCGCGAACAAGUCGCGUCUACCGCUCGCAAAGAACGCUGUGCGAAAAUCUCGAACAUUGAGACACCCCGGCGUGAUCAAGGUGCUCGACACGAUCGAGACGGAGACCAGCAUCUAUAUCGUGACCGAACGGGUUGUCCCGCUCUCCUGGCAUGUGAAGCGACGGAGUCUCAGCGAGGAGACGUGCAAAUGGGGCUUGUAUACUGUAGCGUCUACUCUGAAAUUCAUUAAUGAAGACGCGGCUUCCGUCCACGGUGUCGUGCGCGCAUCGUCGAUCUACGCGAGUGAAAGCGGCGAGUGGAAGCUAGGCGGGUUCGAUGUGCUGAGCUCCAUGAAUGACGAGCACGCGGUGAUAUAUACAUAUGGCAGUCUCGUGCCCGAUGCGGCGCGGUAUACGCCGCCGGAGGUCGUCAAAGGCGGCUGGGAUAUCAUCAAGCGCCAUCCGUUGAGCGCGAUCGACGCCUAUGGCUUGGGCAUUCUGAUCUUCGAAGUUUUUAACGGCAACUUUGUUGGCGGCGACCAGGUGGGCAAGACGACCAACGUCCCGCCGAGCAUGCACCAGAGCUACAAGCGUCUCUGCACGGCGAAUCCGAAGCUGCGCUUGAGUCCUGCGCAUUUCGUCGAGCAGGGAAAGAAGCACGGGGGCUUUUUCCAGACGCCUCUCAUCCGCCUGACGGAUGAUAUUGAGAGCUUGGGUCUGAAGAAUGACGCGGAGCGGGAGGAGUUCAUCAAUGAGCUGGAUGAGCUUUCGGAGGACUUCCCCGAGGAGUUCUUCAAGAUGAAGGUGCUUCCGGAGUUGCUCAAGUCGGUUGAAUUCGGUGGCGGCGGCCCCAAGGUCUUGUCGGCCAUUCUAAAGAUCGGAUCGAAGCUUUCGCCGGACGAAUAUAGCUCGAAGCUAACGCCAGUCAUUGUUCGCCUAUUUGCGAAUCCUGACCGCGCACUGCGCGUAUGUCUCUUGGACAACUUGCCUUUGAUGAUCGACAAUCUUCCGCAGAAGAUUGUCAACGAUAAGAUCUUUCCCCAGAUGACUUCUGGUUUUACGGACGUCGCCCCUGUUGUUCGUGAGCAAACUGUCAAGGCUGUCCUAUCAGUUAUCACCAAACUGAGCGAUCGGACGAUCAACGGGGAGUUGCUGAGGUUCCUGGCGCGGACGGCAAACGACGAGCAACCCGGUAUCCGUACAAACACUACGAUCUGUUUGGGGAAGAUUGCGAAGCAUUUAGGCCAGGGUUCCCGAUCCAAGGUGCUCAUUGCGGCGUUCACUCGCUCCCUUCGAGACCCGUUUGUGCAUGCCAGGUGUGCUGGUCUGCUUGCUCUGAGCGCCACACUGGACUUCUUCACCGAGGAAGAUUGUGCCACUAAGAUUCUACCUGCGAUCUGUCCCUCGCUCCUAGAUCGAGAAAAAUUGAUGAGAGAGCAAGCAAACAAAACCCUCGAUCUGUAUCUCCAGCGGGUACGCAAAUUCAGCAAUACGAUGGCUGAAACAGCCGUUCCAACGUCGGCCAGUCCGGAUCCCUCCAAAGAUACCGCUCGCAUUGGAACCUCGAACGACAAGUCCUGGGCUGGCUGGGCCAUCUCUUCCUUCACUAACAAGCUCACGACAGCCAACGGCGAGAUCCAGCCCGGGUCAACGAACGGAGCCAAACCCGUCGAGGCCGAGCCAGCUCGCUCUGCCUCGGUUCCUCGCCCUGUGAAAACGUCCGCCUCUGCGCAGCUGGACGUGCCAAAGGAGACGCUGCGUCCUGCGGCGCAGCCUACGGGCCGUCGAUCUCAGUCCGAACAACCUGUGCCGGUAACACAGGAGGUCGAGGACUUCGACGACGGAUACGAUGCCUGGGGCGCUAUCGAUGACGAUGAGGAGACGCAACAAAAAGCGGGGGAUCCGUUUGACCCCUUUAGUCCCAUAUCCAACACCACGGCUUCAUCUACGAGUGCCGCUGCCCCUGCCCAGAAGUCGACACCUGUGCCAUAUGAUGACGGCGGCGAGCCUGACUUUGCGGGCUGGCUAGCAGCACAGUCGAAAGCCAAGAAACCGUUACCAAAGGGCCUGAACAAGACCAACACCGCCACUGCGACUCCGGUCUCGCGCACUUCUAGCCGUAAUAGCGCCACGAAGCCCAAGACCGCCGCCCCGAAGAAGAUUGACACGAAACCAAAGGAUGAUGAUGUGGAUGAUGGCUGGGGUGAUGCAUGGGACUGA
Messenger RNA from Aspergillus terreus NIH2624, 2361 nucleotides. RefSeq names its product COPI-interacting protein CEX1. Lineage: Eukaryota; Fungi; Ascomycota; Eurotiomycetes; Eurotiales; Aspergillaceae. The transcript is spliced from 9 exons. Gene Ontology annotation, biological process: protein phosphorylation; tRNA export from nucleus. Gene Ontology annotation, cellular component: cytoplasm. The coding region runs from base 1 to 2361 and encodes 786 amino acids. The record is from RefSeq and is a predicted model, not a curated record. Gene Ontology annotation, molecular function: protein kinase activity; ATP binding.